UUCCCCAAAUUCGGUCGGUGGGUUUUGUCACCCCUUCCCUCUGCUCCACACCCAAUUCCUCCCCCAUUGAUUCCCUACUUUCCCUUCUCUCCAAAUACUUUUUCAGUCCAAACCCUAGCUUUAAUUAUAGAAGCAGGAAUCAUGAAGCUAAAGAAGCCAGUGAAGGAACUCAAGCUCUCUGUUCCGGUUCAAGAUACCUCCGUCUCCAGCUUCUUGACCGCGAGCGGAACCUUUCACGACGGCGAUUUACUGUUAAACCAGAAAGGUUUGCGCCUUAUCUCCGAUGACAAUGAUUCUCCUCCUCAGCCUGCAGAAAGUAAGGAAUUUGAUCUUCAAUUUUCACUGGAAGAUCUUGAGACCAUCAAAGUGAUUGGAAAGGGAAGUGGUGGUGUGGUUCAACUUGUUCGUCAUAAAUGGGUUGGAACGUUAUUUGCCUUGAAGGUCAUCCAGAUGAAUAUACAAGAAGAUAUUCGGAAACAAAUUGUGCAGGAGCUUAAAAUUAAUCAAGGCUCACAGUGUCCCCAUGUUGUGGUUUGCUACCAUUCUUUCUACCACAAUGGGGCUAUCUCGCUUGUACUGGAGUAUAUGGACCGUGGCUCUUUAGCUGAUGUACUCAGACAAGUGAAGACAGUUCUUGAACCGUAUCUUGCAGUCCUGUGUAAGCAGGUUUUGCAAGGUCUCGUGUACUUGCACCAUGAGAGACAUGUUAUCCAUAGAGAUAUAAAGCCAUCCAAUCUGCUAGUGAACCACAAAGGGGAGGUCAAAAUUACAGAUUUUGGUGUGAGCGCAAUGCUGGCCAGCUCUAUGGGUCAAAGAGACACAUUUGUUGGUACCUAUAAUUACAUGGCGCCUGAAAGAAUUAGUGGGAGCACCUACGACUACAAGAGUGAUAUCUGGAGUCUGGGCAUGGUUACCCUUGAGUGUGCUAUUGGACGUUUCCCUUACAUACAAUCUGAAGACCAGCAAGGUUGGCCAAGCUUUUAUGAGCUUUUAGAAGCAAUUGUGGGAGGCUCUCCACCUUCUGCUCCACCAGAUCAAUUCUCCCCAGAGUUUUGUUCAUUUAUCUCUGCCUGCAUACAGAAGGAUCCGAGGGACAGAUCCUCAUCUCUGGACCUUUUGAACCAUCCUUUUCUUAAGAAGUUUGAAGACAAGGACAUUGAUCUUGGCAUUCUGGUAGCUAGCUUGGAACCUCCCAUAAGUUUUCCUAGAUGAUCAUUUUCUUGUAAUGACUUCAGAGUACAAUAUUUUUCCCCAUAUGCUUUAGCCGCAAGCCAUGCUCGCAGAUUACAACUACACAUUGUUUAAUUCUUCUAAAUUUUCCCAAAAUUUUGUUGGUUGCAAACUUAUCAGACAUGAUACGUAGAAGUCUGAUACUGUAAAAGUCUGAUAAAACAUGAUAUGUAAAAGUCUGAUAUUGUCAUACACCUCUACACGUUUUCUCAA
Messenger RNA from Coffea eugenioides, 1443 nucleotides. Its product is annotated as mitogen-activated protein kinase kinase 6. The coding region runs from base 142 to 1212 and encodes 356 amino acids. Gene Ontology annotation, cellular component: cytoplasm. Gene Ontology annotation, biological process: protein phosphorylation. The transcript is spliced from 8 exons. The record is from RefSeq and is a predicted model, not a curated record. NCBI's taxonomy places the organism in Eukaryota, Viridiplantae, Streptophyta, Magnoliopsida, Gentianales, Rubiaceae. Gene Ontology annotation, molecular function: ATP binding; protein serine/threonine kinase activity.